Molecule: messenger RNA, 715 nt
Organism: Oryzias melastigma (Indian medaka)
Lineage: Eukaryota; Metazoa; Chordata; Actinopteri; Beloniformes; Adrianichthyidae
Gene: timm13
Product: translocase of inner mitochondrial membrane 13 homolog (yeast)
Exons: 3
Coding region: 131-418 (95 amino acids)
Source: RefSeq, a predicted model, not a curated record
ACGUUUUCAGACUUCCGCUACAUUCAAGGGCAUCGCAAAGCCCCGUUGGUUGAUUCUAGCUACAGCUUUACACACGUGUGCUGUCAAAGAAUUCCCUAAAGUCGUGGUUCUGAGCCAGAUUCGGGUAGACAUGGACAGCUUUGGGUCCGACUUUUCAUCUGGAGGUUCUGGAGCUAAAAUGGACACCGGAACCAUCAUGGAGCAGGUUAAAGUGCAGAUCGCGGUGGCUAACGCGCAAGAGCUUCUGCAGAGAAUGACUGAUAAAUGCUUUAAAAAGUGCAUAGGUAAACCUGGAAGUACUCUGGAUAACUCUGAGCAGAAGUGCAUUGCCAUGUGCAUGGACCGAUACAUGGACGCCUGGAACACGGUAUCCCGGACGUAUAACUCCAGAUUACAAAGAGAACGAGCUCGUCUGUGAACAUUCUUCCCGUCUGCCGAGAAUCUCAACCAUAAACCUCCAUGACAGGCAAACAGAGCCUGUGGACUCCUAACCAGAAGGGCGUUUCUGGACAGUUUUACUUUAUCUUUGAGGAUAAAAAAGAAGAAAAAAGUCACUAAUAAAGUUUAAUUGUUCCUUCCUGUAGUUUUUACAGCUGUAGUGCUCAUAAACCUGGAAAAAGUAAUGUUAACAUAAUGAUAUGACGUCACAGGAAAAUGAAGUGCAGUUUAAAUUAUCUAUAAUCAUCAAUAAACAGAACUUUUUUUGUAAAUCUGA